CCAACCGGGAGUAUUCUCGUUGCUGGAAUAAAUUAAAUUGCAGCGGUGUGGGUACAGGAGGGAGGGAGAGCGCGCCCUGAAUGCCAUUCACACAUCCCGCGCGCAGGGGAGCUCGGUCACCGUCGGAAUUAUCGGCGGAUCUCCGUGCGCUCUGCGUGCGCCCCGAGCGCAACUGUCUCCAAUCAAAAACUGCAUGAGUUAGAGGACGGCUGCUUACCGUGCUUCGGUGGACUUUGCUCAUUUGUUCAUUAGGAAGAUGCGUUAAAAUAAUUAGCACACCUGGAAGAGCCGAGUCUCUUAAGACACCACAUCAGCGACUCACUUGGAGAGGACUCACAUAAGCCUUCCUUCUGAGCGUUUUGGGAGAUUUUCAGCUGGAAACAUAGCGUAUUUUUAAGGGAGGAGGAGAUCAGGUUUCAGCUUCUGUUUAGUUCAACUUGCGCAGUCUUUUUUUUAAUUAUUUUUUUAUUUCUAUAUUUGCGCGCAACCUUUCUCCAAUGCCCCCCGGUGUUUGCGCCCAGCAGAACCGAACUUCACGAUCCUAUGAGGGGAUUUUGCGGAGAUUUAUUCCGAGCAGUCACGGACCAAAAGACUUACCGAAUAAGGACUCAUUAGGAGCGCAAGGAGAAUGAAGAGUCACCGGGGCCGGGGCAAACACCAUGAGUGGCCCGUGGACCUCCACUAGACUGACGGCCCUCAUGUUUCUAUGGAAGUGGUUGACAUUAAGCCUGCUCCUAAGCUGGUUGUCAGUAGGGGCCAGUGCCGCGGACUCUACCGGCGCUGGCUUCAGUGGCUCAAAUGGACCCCUGGGCUGGCUCCUGUCAGAGAAGGGUCCUUUUCACAAUUCGCAGGAGUUUGUUGAUUUCACAGAGCGCUACCAGCAGGGAUUCACCACCAAGUACAAAAUAUACAGGGAAUUUGGCCGUUGGAAGGUGAACAGCUUGGCCCUGGAGAGACAAGAAAACAAUGGCUUUUCGUUGCCGCUGGACCCAGAGUUCCUGCAGACCAUUAGGCAGCUGGGCAGGAGGCCCAGUCUCAGGGCCAUCACUGACAACCUCAUCAGGAAAUACGGAACCCACUUCCUGCUUUCCGCAAUGCUGGGAGGGGAAGAGUCCUUAAUGAUUUUUGUGGACAAGAGAAAGUUGAGUCGGACGUCUGAAGCGAGUGAAUCCAACGGCACAGCUGUGACGCUGGAAGCUUUGCACCAGCUGGCUGCCUCCUACUUCAUUGACAGAGAGAGCACCUUGCACAAGCUGCACCACAUCCAGAUUGCUUCCACUGCCAUCAAGGUGACCGAAACAAGGACGGGCCCACUUGGAUGCAGUAACUAUGACAACCUCGACUCUGUCAGCUCUGUUUUGGUUCAGAGCCCUGAAAACAAGAUUCAUUUGCAAGGCCUCCAGGCCAUACUGCCAGAAUAUCUGAGAGCCAGGUUUGUGCAGGCUGCUCUAAGUUAUAUUGGCUGUAAUGAAGAGGGCCAGUUUGUGUGCCGGGACAACGACUGCUGGUGCCAGUGUGCUGUCGACUAUCCGCAAUGUAAUUGCCCUGAGGUUGAUCUGAGGGCUAUGGAAGGCAGUUUACUGCAAAUCAGAGAUUCAUGGAACAUGGCCAACCAAGACUUUGAGGCAUCAGAAGACUUUCAAAACUUUGUUCGAAGGCUUCCCACAUUCUACGCCCUGAACGCGUCUGCCAUCCAGUAUUUCUGGAAGACGGAGCCGUCCAUUCACCAACGCUACAAACAGCUAGAGCUCAGCACACAGCAGCUUGCAAGCAAAGCACGGCGCAUCAUCAACAAGAUCUUCACCCUCAGCAAGAGAUGUCAAACUCAGCCAAAAAUUAUUAUGCUACGGGAAAGGCCAUUUGGGUAUUGGCUCAGCUACAUCCUGUCCAUCAUGUACUGCAGUGAAAACAACCACCUGGGUUCCUACAUGGAGGAGACCCGAAGCUGCUCCUGCCCGUACGAGCAUCCCCCCUGCCAGAGUGUGAUCCCAUGCACAGUAGGGGAGGGCUCCUCGUGCGCAUCCUGCUCCUAUGAAAAUCGCUCCCGCUGUGCCACAUGUAAUCAGGGCUACAUGCUGAGCCAGGGCGUGUGCCGCAACGAAGUGCCAGACUCCACUGACCAUUACAUCGGCUUUGAGACUGACCUGCAGGACAUGGAGUUGCGCUACCUGCUGCAGAAAAGAGACAACAGAAUCAGCAUUCAUGGGAUCUUCGUCAGCAAUGAUGUCAGGCUGAAUAACUGGUUUGACCCAUCAUGGAGAAAGAGGAUGUUGCUGACUCUAAAAAGUAAUAAAUACAAAUCAAACCAUGUCCACAUGCUCCUGGGCAUGUCUCUGCAGAUUUGCCUUACCAAGAACAGCACACUUGACCCCAUGCUCUCUGUCUACAUCAAUCCUUUUGGGGGGAGUCACUCAGAGAGUUGGAUCAUGCCCAUUGACCAGAACAACUACCCAGACUGGGAAAGGACUAAAUUAGAUCUUCCCUAUGACUGUUACAACUGGACUUUGACUUUAGGCAAUAAAUGGAAAACAUUUUUUGAGACUGUUCACUUCUACCUACGGAGCCGCAUCAGAGGGCCUUCAGGCAAUGGAAAUGGAAGUGUAUAUUUUGAACCACUGGAAUACCUGGAACCGGGCCAAAAUCUGGGCUACAUGAAGAUCAACAGCAUCCAGGUCUAUGGCUACAGCAUGCACUUUGACCCAGAAGCAAUCCAGGACUUAAUUUUACAGCUGGACUACCCGUAUACUCAGGGAUCGCAGGACUCGGCCCUGCUGCAGCUGCUGGAGAUCCGGGAUCGGGUCAACAGGCUUUCCCCACCUGGAGCUCAGCCUCUGGAUCUAUUUUCUUGUCUGUUGCGGCACCGGCUCAAAUUGUCCACAACAGAUGUUACCAGAAUCCAGGCAGCAUUGCAGACUUUCAGUGCCAAGCAGCCAAACUCCAUUGAAUAUGAAACAACCAAAUUAUGUAGCUAG
This is a messenger RNA of Xiphophorus hellerii (green swordtail), 2972 nucleotides long. It is a transcript of the gene brinp3a.1, whose product is annotated as bone morphogenetic protein/retinoic acid inducible neural-specific 3a, tandem duplicate 1. The coding region runs from base 660 to 2972 and encodes 770 amino acids. The record is from RefSeq and is a predicted model, not a curated record. Gene Ontology annotation, biological process: cellular response to retinoic acid; negative regulation of mitotic cell cycle; positive regulation of neuron differentiation. The transcript is spliced from 8 exons. Gene Ontology annotation, cellular component: neuronal cell body; dendrite; cytoplasm. NCBI's taxonomy places the organism in Eukaryota, Metazoa, Chordata, Actinopteri, Cyprinodontiformes, Poeciliidae.